Knipowitschia caucasica is the source of this 408-nucleotide messenger RNA. NCBI's taxonomy places the organism in Eukaryota, Metazoa, Chordata, Actinopteri, Gobiiformes, Gobiidae. The record is from the annotation of a GenBank genome assembly.
AUGGCCAGGAGUCAAGAUGGGAUCACUGCCCCCUUUUCAGACCCAGUCUACCUGAAAGCAGCCGUCUUGGAUCCAGCCUUUUCUCUGCUGUGGGUGGAGCCUCAUGUGCUGGUCAAUCGUGACAUCAAGGCAGAGGUGGCACAACAAGUUAAAGAAUUGAUCCUGCAAGAUGCUGCAGAGACUGAACAACCUGUGCUUCUUGGUGAUGAAGAGGACCUUGGUGAAGGAGAAGGGCUGUUUGGUGCAUACCGUAAGAGGCAGAAGAAGGAUGUCGGGACCUCUCCAGCACUACAGCUAAUUCUGGAAGAGGACGAGGAGGAUUUCCCCAGCACUCGAGCCGACGUAUUUUAUCACCACAAUAUAAAUAGCAGCAGAGAAAAACUAUUUCAAGCUUUGAGCCCAAAAUAA